Molecule: messenger RNA, 1755 nt
Organism: Aphanomyces invadans
Lineage: Eukaryota; Oomycota; Saprolegniomycetes; Saprolegniales; Verrucalvaceae
Exons: 4
Coding region: 1-1755 (584 amino acids)
Source: RefSeq, a predicted model, not a curated record
AUGGAGUUUCCUGUGAGUGGGGAACGCCAUGCUGUUGACGUGGAGCUCCCUGGGAGCGACUACAAUGAAUCUGGUGGAGCGCGCUCGAGACCGCGGCCGACCGCGCAGUUCGACAAAUGUCCGUCGUCUAUUCCGGUCACCGCAAGGACGACGUCAGCAGCAGCUGUCGACGAAUCAUGGACGCCUGGACGGCCGUCGUGGAACGCGCCUCCAGUAUCGGAAGUGCCGCCCAGUGCUGCUGCAGGGGCACCUUCCGACGAACCCGAGGACGAUGAUAUGGGCCAGGGUGACGUUCUUCUGUGCAACGCUCCAUUCCUCCCCAAAAAUCCAACAUUCAAAGGUUCUACCAAGGAAGAACGCCGAGUAUUUAUGGCAGCGUACAAUCAGUACAUCAGCCAGACCAAUGCCCUGACGGCAAAUGGUGUUCGUCCAUUUAUCAUGCCCGUGAGUGCAUGUAUCGACCCUGGAACCAAGCAGCGUGUGGCUGAAUGGGACCUGGGAAAGGAUCCUGACGACGUCCUGGAGAGUGAGUGGGUGGCUUGGUUCCGCCAGGGUUAUGACGUUGACCCUCGGGCUCUGGAUACCCUCAAAAAGCGGAUCAAGGCGGCUGUCACGUUUGACAUGUCUGUCCAGGACGCCGACUCCAGGAUCGGUCGGAUGCUUGACGGCCUGGCUGCUGCUGUCCGACGCGACCGCCAAGAAUGGGUGAUUCGGGAGGAGAGCCAAGCGAUCGUGAAGAUUAUCACGGAUGCGAUCAAACCGGCGUCUCUACACCGAGCGGUGACUGAGCAAAUGAGCUUGUCCCGAAACAAGCCUUUGAAGAAGGACGUGUAUCGAUUCGUGCGCUGGUUGCGCGAGUAUGCCAUUGGCCAUGAACGAUAUGUCGGGUAUGAGGAAGAGGCAAAGCCUGGACUGAAGCCUGACAACACGAAAGGCAAUACGGGGUAUAACCCCACACAAACACCGGGAAACCGACGCCAACACUGCCGACGUAAAACCGACUUCUACCCCCCCCUGGCCCAGCACCAGCACGAAAGCCCAUGCCUCAAGCUGCUGGCGAAGAGCCGUGAGCCAGGUGCCCCGGGGGGUCGUGUCAAGACCAUUCGCAAGGCCGCUGCCAAGCCUGGGCGAAGUGUACUCAUGGCUACGGUGAACGGGGUCCUGCCUGUCGAGGCCUCUCUGUUGGACUCGGGAGCCGACAUGUCCGUGGUAUCCGGUGGCCUGGUUUCAGCCCUGUUGGCUGCUGGGAACUCUCCCGAGAUCACGACCAUGGGACGUUUUGAGCUCUUUCCCUAUGGUGCCGAGAGCAAGCCGAUUGUGGUGACGAAACAGGUGCGCUUGGGUAGCAUCGAGUUCAAAACCGCAUGUGGGCCACUUAUCCUGCGUGGUCUCCGUGUCUGGCUCGACGAUGCUGCUACAGGGGUCGAGCUAACACUGGGCUUACCUGUCAUGCAACGCCUCGGGUACAAUGAGCAGACCUUGCUGGAGAACGCUUACAACCAGCAGGCUGUAUGGGAUCUCUCGGACCAGCCGGGUACUACCCCUGGAGUGGCGAUGCAUCGGGCGCUCCGUUUGGGUGACCUAUCGGAUGGCCUGGACGAGGAUGAAGGCAUGUGUUGUGCGACACCUGAGUUGGGAUCAACCUCGGACACGGACGACGCCGACCAAGUGCGAAUCGUUCUGAUGGCCAAGGUCGACGAUGCGGAGCCUCCUGUUGGAGUAUCAGGAUGUUUUCCGUUUGAAGUUUGGUCGUGA